AUGGAGAUGUGCUUUCCAGUGGUGUCCACUUUUCCCACCUUCACUCCGAGGCUCGCAGUACUCCACCCUUGUUGGGCAGAACAAGCAGAGUUCAGUCCAAUACUCACGAAAGGGUCUGAGAACAACCGCAUUCUCUCCGCUUCAACCAUUCCAUUCCUCAACACCAUGCCUCUUCACCAACUCAUCUCCUCCGACCAGGUUCCUUCUCUAACCUUCAGGCAAGGGAAGAAGCAGCGGCGAUCAACCUCACAGUUGUACAACAUCUCCACCAUCCGCGCGGGCGAUCUCCCACCCUUUCAACCGUGCGUGCAUGCUGCAUGA
Messenger RNA from Zymoseptoria tritici IPO323, 321 nucleotides. RefSeq lists its product as uncharacterized. The record is from RefSeq and is a predicted model, not a curated record. NCBI's taxonomy places the organism in Eukaryota, Fungi, Ascomycota, Dothideomycetes, Mycosphaerellales, Mycosphaerellaceae. Bases 1 to 321 code for a protein of 106 amino acids. The transcript has a single exon.